GUGUUGUAUAUCUUGUUCAUUUGUGAUCCUACAGGUCAAAAUUAGGCCGCAAAAAAAUACCUUAAAAUACCACUUUAAGAACCAAAAUGAAUCCUACGACCUCCUAGAAGGAUAGUUCUAUCAUCCUGGUGUAAAAAAAUGCGUUUUUAUUAUCAAAGUAACGGUUUUGAAGGCAUUUUUCGGACGGUUUUUGACGGUGAAAAACUCAACAUGUAAUUUUGCUUGGAUUCUGUAAGUUUUACCGCCAAAUCUGGUCUUCUCUGGGCUUCGUCUCGUUAAGGAACCGCCAAAAUGAUGUGUGAUAUAAUGCCAACGAUAUCUGAGGAUCCGCCGGAGAUUCAGUACGGUCAAAAUGAGGAGACCAAUUUUGAACAACUUAUGGUGAACAUGUUGGACGAGCGAGAUAAGUUAAUGGAGACUCUACGAGAAACACAAGACACACUUUCUCUCACUCGCUCAAAAUUAAACGAAGCCCAAAAAGAAAAAGAAAGUUUAAUGGCUCAUCUGGAAACUGUACUGUCUGAGGGCGAUGAACAGUUAAUAGAUAAGCUUGCAACUCUAGAUGGAAUAAAUUCGGAUUCUAGUAAUAAUUUAAAAGAAGAUCACGAAAACAACCACGUUCGUAGAAUAGCAGAGGAUUUUGCGUCAAUGUUAAAAGAGUUAAAUCAGUCCCGAGAACAAUUAUUAGAAAAGGAAGAAGAAAUAUUAGAAUUGAAGGCCGAGAGAUGCAAUACCAGAUUAUUACUUGAACAUUUAGAAUGCUUGGUUGCACGGCAUGAGAGAUCGUUACGAAUGACCGUUGUCAAGCGGCAAGCUGCCAGCGCUGGUGGCGUAUCAUCUGAAGUAGAAGUCCUUAAAGCUCUCAAGUCUCUCUUUGAACACCACAAAGCGCUCGACGAGAAGGUUCGUGAGAGGUUGCGACAGGCUGUUGAAAGAGGAAACUCACUAGAAAAUGAAUUAGAAGACUCUAAAGAUAAAAUUAGACAAUUAGAACAAGAAAAUGAAAAUAUUCGGAUAAGAAAUCUUAAACGGCUUACAAGACAUGAAGACGAUGGGCUACAAGAUAUGCAUCUUGCUAAUGGUGAAAAUAAUGAUAAUAGAAAGCAGAUGUCUAAUGGUCCCAUGGACCCAACACUAUCAGCAGGAUGUCUCCAUGAUGAACAAAUAGAUGAGCUUCAAUUUCUUCUCACCAAACGAGGGAAAGACAUUGAUCGGAUGACUAGAGAAAGUAGAGAAUUCAAAGAAAAAGCAACGUUAUUAGAAGAAGAUGUAAGAAUUACCAACAAACAGCUGGAACGAGCCACCAAUCAGAUACAGAAACUAGAGAGAGACCUUGAUGAGGCCGCAGCUCAAAAGUCUGACAUGGAAGACAGGAUAGCGACUCUAGAGAAGCGUUAUGUGCGCAUGCAACAUGAAGUGACGGCACUUAAUGAUGAUAAUGAAAGAUUAGAGACAGAACUUGCUGCUAAAGAAACUGAGCUAAUACAGGCCGAAGAGAAGCAGCGAUCCUACCAAGAGAGAUUAGAACUGUCUGAACAAAACUUAAACCAAUUACAUCGAAAAGCAGAAGCCCUGCCGAAGAUAGAAGAAGAGCUAGCUGAAAGAAUGGCAGCCCUCAACAAGGCUGCUGAGAAGCAAGGUAGUGCAGAAGAACAAGUAACAAAAUUUAAAACACAGGUAGAGGAAUUACAGGCAGAACUGAAACGAGCUAGAGAACGAGAAAAGAUGAAUGAAGACCACAACACGAGACUAUCUGCAACCAUAGACAAGCUGCUGACUGAGUCAAACGAGAGACUGCAGGCUCACUUGAAAGAAAGAAUGGGGGCUUUAGAAGAAAAGACGGCUGUCACACAGGAGUUAGAAGCAAUGAAGGCACAAGUCGAGGACCUACAGAAAGAAAAGGAGACCAAAGAAUUGGUUGAACGAGCGACCCAAUCGAUGGGACCAGGCAGCGCGUCUGAUGUUCUUUACCGCGAACAGCGAGGUCGUCGGUGCCUGGAAGAAAACCCAAGUCAAGUCUUCACUUUGAACGAACAAGAAUGGCAGAAAAUGGAACAAGAAAACGUCCUGAAAAACAUCACAAUAGCAUUCGAUACAACGCGCCCGUCUGACAGCACUGCGUUGGAUUUUGAUGAUAAUGAAGGCAGUGAGGUGGCGGGUGACGCCUUGACGUUAGCAUCGUUGCUACAGCAACAGAUAGACGCUAUCAACCAGGAACUGAAUUAUCUACAAGAUGAACAUCGAACCACUGAAGAGAAAACUGAUGAACUUGUCAAAUCUGCAACAGGAUCUACCGGACCGCGAAGGCUUUCGGGUGCUAAUGAGGAUUACCUCAGCAACUCGACUUCAUCGUUUCCAUUCCCGCCGCUCGAUCCCAUGGAUACAACUCCGAUCUGGGUAAAGUCAAGCAAGGAUGGAUCCCUCAACAAUCUAAAUGACGAUAGCCCUACGCCACCCACCCCUAGUUCUGUAGCGUCAGACUCGACAGAAAGCCCUAAGACAAGUAUAACAAGUCCUGUUCCUGAUGUGAUAUCAACUGCUGUUAAUAAUAAUGGGAACUCGAAACUGAAAUAUGAAAUCAAAGAUAACUCCAACGAUUCAUUGCCAAGCGCAACAAGCACAAGCACAACGAGUAGUGCCGAGUCUCUCACGAAAACCCAAUCAGCCAAUAAGAAGAAAGGAAUCAAGGGAUCGUUUGGUCGUCUUUUUGGUAGCAAAGGAAAAGGUCGCAGUAAAGACCCGUCAUCAGCUCCUGACUCUGAUUCCGUUUCCAUGGAUUCCGUAACCACUGGCAACGGUCAGCGAGAGUUAGACAGAGGUAUUAAGAAAAAGUCGCAUUUAUUAGCAGAAGCAUUGGAAGCUGGGACACCGUUUGGUCUUUGGAAUGCACCAACUGUUGUGGCUUGGCUCGAGUUGUGGGUCGGUAUGCCGGCAUGGUAUGUAGCCGCAUGUCAAGCCAACGUCAAGAGUGGAGCUAUAAUGUCUGCUCUCUCUGAUACUGAAAUACAACACGAGAUAGGCAUAUCAAACCCUCUUCAUAGACUCAAGCUACGACUGGCAAUCCAGGAAAUAAUCACACUCACCACACCUUCCAGUCCUCACACCAACAGAAAUUCGUUGGUCUAUGGUGAAAUGAAUCACGACUGGGUAGCCAAUGAAUGGCUCGAACAUAUAGGUCUAUCACAGUACAAGACACUGUUUGAAGAAUGUCUCGUGGAUGCUAGGAUGUUGGAUCACAUCAGUAAAAAAGAAUAUCAAAAAUACUUGAAAGUAGUCGAUAGUUUUCACAGGCACAGUAUCCAGUGCGGAAUAAAGUGUCUUAGUCUAUUAAACUACGAUAGAAGGGUUUUGGAAAAGAGACAACAUCUUUCACAAGGUGAACCAAAAGAUGUAAUGGUUUGGAGUAACCAGCGAGUCAUUGAUUGGCUCAAAUCUGUUGGCGUCAAUGAAUUUGCUGAUAACCUUCAACAUACUGGAGUCCAUGGAGCAGUGAUUGCACUCGAUGAUGGAUUCGAUUGCAACGCUUUAGCUUACGCAUUACAGAUACCCAGCCAAAAUACACAGAUUCGUCAAAUCCUAGAUAGAGAAUACACAUGUCUUCUGUGUAGUGGUACAGACAGAGCCGUAGCAAACGAUUUGGGCGAUGGAGAAUUCAAGCGUACUAAAUCAUGGCGUAAAGUAUUCAAAUCCAAAGAUAAAUCRAAACACAAAGAGAAAGAUAAAGAGAAGGAAGCCGUUCGUAAGUCCUCGUCAGGCUCCGAGUCGUCGCUCAGUCAAUGUAGUAGCAGUUCGUCACCUAAAUCCACGUCUAAAAAUUAUAAGAAUAUUGAAUCGAAGAAAACUGAAUUGAAAUCAAUGGAUGCAGGUUCGUUCAGAAAAGGAAAGCAGUGCUAGCACUGGUAUAUUAAUCAAAACUAAAAAGAAAUAAUUGAAUAAGGUUAAUCAAUUUCAAAAGGAAUUUUCCAUUUUUUCAUAGCAUCUUG
Messenger RNA from Actinia tenebrosa (Australian red waratah sea anemone), 3983 nucleotides. Its product is annotated as liprin-alpha-1. Gene Ontology annotation, biological process: synapse organization. NCBI's taxonomy places the organism in Eukaryota, Metazoa, Cnidaria, Anthozoa, Actiniaria, Actiniidae. The record is from RefSeq and is a predicted model, not a curated record. Gene Ontology annotation, molecular function: protein binding. Gene Ontology annotation, cellular component: presynaptic active zone.